UAUGUAAACUUAUUAUUGGCGUUCGUUUGUUCUUCCUUCUGUUGCAAUAGAAGUACACGGCUACACAUUUAACUAGCACAUGACCCGUGCUUACAACUGAUUUGCGUACUUUAAAGAAGCUCCAUUGAAAUAUAGUGAAACCUAACACGGUUCAGCAAGAAAAGAUUAAAUAAUAAAAUAUCCUCUCAACAUUUAAGAAGUUAAUACGUCGUAUGAACUGGGAGCUUCAGAACCAGAAGUGAGAGCUAUGUCACUCCAAAAUUAUGACAGUGAUGGUGUUAGGAGCAAGUUUGAAAAAGAUGCCACAGAACAGUAUAAAACAUUAAUGAGGCUGAAGCAGCAACAUGAAGAAGUGGGCAAGGAAACUGAACAGAGAAUUGCGGAACUGAAUACAGUCCAGCAAAUUAGGUUUAACUUAGAAGAUGAUAUAGAGACUCAUAGUAUCCGAAUACAGAAAAAGGAGGAAGUACUGGCCAAGGUACAAGCUACUUUAAAGAAAUUACAAGAAGAAGCAAAUGAAAUACAGAAACAGAUUAAGAAAGAGAAGCAGGAGCAGAUUGACAGUUUAAAGGACUAUGAAAACAAAAUGGCUUCAAUUGCUGAUAAGUUGCGAAGUGGACCAAAAUUUUAUGACAGAAAGAACAUAGCAGCUGAGAUGUCCAGCUUGCAGGAGGAAACAAGUGCCAUUAUUAGAGAAAUGGCAUCAGUUGAAGAGGAACUAAAUGAAUAUCAUAUAAAGUAUAAAGCAAUGUUUAAUGAAUCGCUAGAUAAAUCAGACACAACUGGUGGAUGCACUCUUGAGCUGUCAGCAUUACAACAUCUUAUAUCUCAGAUGGCUGAAGACACACAGUUGUAUAAUUCAGAAGACAAAAGACUUUGUGAAGAACUGAAUAAUUUGUCUCGAAUGUUAAAUGCCCUUGAAGGAGACCUUAAAGAACUGCAACAAGGCCAUAGCGUUCUGAAAUAACAUGGUCCUUUUGUAUGUUAUAAUUUGUUGACAUUGCAUUUAUUCAGAAAAUGAUACUGUUUCUUGUUUCAUAUUCUUGUCCAACUAUCUAUUCAUGUUUGAACUUGCCAUAAUUAACUUUUAGUUUAAUGUUCACAUUAUGAUCCAUGGCUUUCAACUUCAGUACAUUAUUAAUGAAAGGGCAGUUCUGAUAUUUAUCUUCAAUAAUGAAUAAACUGAAGGGCAACAUAUUAUCUUUUCUUAACAGUGUUUGCCAUAAAUAUUUCGUUCUGCGUUAAUGUUAUAUACUGUCUUAUGAUUUCUGUGGCAGUAUUUUCUAGAGCAGUCUUUUAAAGAAUGUAAAAUGUAAAGUUUCCAGUGACUGCCUCCAAAUACAGUUUUACAACUAAUGUACAAAAUGUAUUCAUUAACCCUUUAAAGACCGAAUUCUUUCCAAAC
Cryptotermes secundus is the source of this 1405-nucleotide messenger RNA. RefSeq lists its product as uncharacterized. NCBI's taxonomy places the organism in Eukaryota, Metazoa, Arthropoda, Insecta, Blattodea, Kalotermitidae. The record is from RefSeq and is a predicted model, not a curated record. The transcript is spliced from 7 exons. The coding region runs from base 248 to 967 and encodes 239 amino acids.